AUGUCGUCGCCAGCCUUCGCCGCCGCCGCCACAGACCAACCGCUGCCUCCGCCACCAGCGCCGCCGCCACAGACAGUAGUAGCGGGCAAGAUCCCGAUCGCGACGCUACGCGACCUCUACCUCGACCGCACAUUGGACACCGCCUCAGCGACGACGCACGCGGCCACCGAUGAGUUCCCGCAAGUCAAGAAGCUUAGUCCGCUGAGGAAGAAGCGGAUUCUCGUUACUGGUGGCGCGGGCUUCGUCGGCUCGCAUCUCGUCGACCGGCUCAUGCUCAUGGGCCACGAUGUCAUCUGUGUCGAUAACUUCUUUACCGGGACGAAGUCGAACGUCAGCCAGUGGAUUGGUCACAGCAAUUUCGAGUUGAUCCGCCACGAUGUAGUCGACCCGAUCCUCCUCGAAGUGGACCAAGUGUACCACCUGGCGUGUCCGGCAUCACCCGUGCACUACCAAUCCAACCCGGUGAAGACACUCAAGACCGGUUUCUUCGGGACGUACAACAUGCUCGGACUAUCGAAGCGUGUCAAGGCCCGCUUCCUCCUCGCGAGCACCAGUGAGAUCUACGGUUCCCCCGCCGAGCACCCGCAGCAAGAAUCCUACUGGGGGCACGUGAAUCCGAUCGGGCCACGGGCCUGCUACGACGAGGGGAAGCGUGUGGCCGAGGCGCUGACGUACAGCUAUGCGCGGCAGGAAGGCGUCGACGUCCGCGUCGCGCGCAUCUUUAACACUUUUGGCCCCCGCAUGAAUUGGAACGACGGGCGGGUGGUAUCGAACUUCAUCCUGCAGGCGCUCAGGGGCGACGAUAUCACCGUGUAUGGUGAUGGAAAGGCGACGAGGUCGUUCAUGUAUGUCCAUGACCUCGUGGAUGGCCUCAUCGGCCUCAUGGAGAGCGAGUGCACCGAACCGGUCAACCUCGGAAACCCGGAUGAGUUCAGCAUCGAUAGCUUCGCGGUCAUGAUCACGGAUUUGGUUAAGGAGGUCGAGCCGGAUACGAAAAGCGGCGUCGUAUAUCUCCCCGCCGUAGAGGAUGAUCCGCAAAGGAGACGCCCAGAUAUCAGCAGGGCGGGCGAGAGGUUUGGUUGGCAGCCGCAGUUUAAUGUUGUCGAUGGGCUGAGGGAAACUGUGUCGUAUUUUAAACGGACACUGCAGCAGGAUACCGAUGAGCCCAACUGA
Messenger RNA from Tricharina praecox, 1173 nucleotides. RefSeq lists its product as uncharacterized. The record is from RefSeq and is a predicted model, not a curated record. Gene Ontology annotation, biological process: D-xylose metabolic process. Gene Ontology annotation, molecular function: NAD+ binding; UDP-glucuronate decarboxylase activity. Gene Ontology annotation, cellular component: cytoplasm. Lineage: Eukaryota; Fungi; Ascomycota; Pezizomycetes; Pezizales; Pyronemataceae. The coding region runs from base 1 to 1173 and encodes 390 amino acids. The transcript has 4 exons.